Molecule: messenger RNA, 4827 nt
Organism: Lutra lutra (Eurasian river otter)
Lineage: Eukaryota; Metazoa; Chordata; Mammalia; Carnivora; Mustelidae
Product: spermatogenesis-associated protein 31E1-like
Exons: 5
Coding region: 421-4827 (1468 amino acids)
Source: RefSeq, a predicted model, not a curated record
AUUCCAAGGACAACUCCAUAUUUUUAAAAGCUAUGAAACUGAUGGAGCACAACUGGAGAUCUCAAGGGGAACAGGUAUUCUCUGAGCUCCACGCAGGAUGAAAGGCAAAUUGACAAAGGUCUGUCUCUAGCACAGUGAGUGGGUAGGAAUGUCAGGCCUGGGAGGGUGGAGGGAUGACAGAGCUACAGGGCUAGUGGUGGACGGGGAUGUGGCCCGGCUACUUGUGUCCCUUACCUGCCCUCAAGGGCGCUUUGUGACCAAACCACAGCACUGUGAUGUGGGCAUGGGGCUUGUGUCUGCAAGUACACACCCAGGGCUCAGUUGCCUGAGGGCAGCAGUGCGAUCGGUCACUAACUCUCAGGGCUCAGUUACCUGAAGGCAGCAGUGCGAUCGGACGCUAAUGCUUUUCAGAGGGAAGAGAUGGAGAAUUAUCUCUUCCCUCAGGAAUUCCUUACUGAUGGUUGGCUGAGCUCCAGUCCCACAUUCUGGGCAGUUAAUGCCAUCCUUGCCUUCGUAUGUGGACUGGGGCUCUUCGUCUUCUUACUUUCCUAUUUCCAGCCUGAUCCAUCCUCACCACCAGGCAAGAGACACAGGAAGAGCAGGAAGUACCAAGUGGAGCCACAGAGAAGGAGCAACAGAAGCAAGAAACAUCAGACCCUGAAAGGUUUCAGAAAAUUUCUGGAUUAUCUCAAAGAGUUUCAAGACCUGUUCUCCCUCCUGCAAAGCUGCCUGGUGAGGCUCUCUGACCAGGGGGGCUUUCACCGCUUCUUACAUCAAGCAGCCCCUGGGCAGGUGCGCCGAGGGGUGCCAGCUGGAGCCCAUCAGCCAUGCAGGGAGCUUGUGGAAGAUGCUGCUCCCACCGUGGCCCCAUCACCUGCCCUAACUCCAUUGACGGGGUCCCCUCGGCCUCUGGCCUCCACCCUGCCAGCGGGACCAAUGACCUCAAUUUCUGUUGCUUCACACUCCUCCCUGAGUACUUCCUGGCUAGCGGAGCCUUUCCUCCCCCCGGAUGGCUUUUCACACCAGCCACUUGCUCUUCCCCCUUCCCCGCCAUGUCUCCCUCCUUCGGAGGCCUCUCCUGGGCCUCUGAAAGCCUCCUUGGCCCCAGAGCAGCCGGACUCUCCUUUGACUCUCCCUCAGUGUGACUCAAGGGCACCCCCACCAUGCCCCAUCCCACAGAGUCCGGCUCCACACACACCUUGGCCAGCUGACAGGUCAGCUUCUCCUGUCCCAGCCAUCUUGGGCCUGGGCCGCUCACGCUGCCCCAUUUCGGCCCUGUCCUGGUGGCAGGCGCCUGCCAAUGCCUGGAACCUGUCCACCUCAACAUGCUUGGAGUCCCAUCAAGCGCCUCUGUCCCAUGGCCCACCAGAGGCCUUGUUCUGGGGAGACCCCACACACAGACAGGAAGAGACUAGCAUUCCCCCUUCCAUCAACCCGGAUGUCCAGAAGCUUCUGGAGAUACUCACUGCCAAGAGAAAAGAACUGAAGUUUUGGAGGGAGAAGGAAAAGAAAGAAAGGUCAAAAUACCAGCUGACCUCUUUCGGGAGAACGUUCAAGUCCCCAGGUGAUGGGCAGGACACCAUGGGCUGCCCGUCCUUCUGGAGCAUGAGUGACAAAGCAAAACAGCUGCUCGGUCCUGACAAGCCCCCACGUCCCAAGAUUCCAAGGGACAAUUUGGAGCAGAAAUGCCUCCAGCUCUUCUGGGGUCUCCCCUUUCUGCACAGCGAGUCCCUGAUGGCCACUGUCAGGGUGACCGAUCCCCCACUGGAGUUCCCCUCUGUCAUAUUCAAUGAGCUCUCUCAUGCCUUGCCACUCCAGAUUCAGGGCAAUGUGGCUCCACGCCUCUCCCUGACCCACGACUUACUUGACCCUUUGGCCCGGCCCCAAUCCUUGACCCUGAGAUUGUCCCAGUCCCUGCCCCUGCCUCUGCCCCAGCCCCUCCCUCUGGACCAGCCCCUGCCCCAGCCCCUCCCUCUGACUCAGCCUCAGCCCCUCCCUCUGGAUCAGCCUCAGCUCCCACCUCUAACUGAGCCCCAGACCCAGGCAAGCCUUGCACCCUCUGUCCCAGUGGGACCCUCUUCUCUACCACCGGAGAUGGGUAGCUGCGAGGUGUCUUGCCCUGUAGCCCAGAAGACAUGGUCUUACAUGUCAUCUGCUGUUCAAAACCUGGAAUGUCACUUUCUGGAGAAGCAACUAGAAAGGGGCAAGUUACCCCCUGUGGUGAAAAGAUCUCAGGAAGUCUUUAGCCAAGGUCCUCCUGACCUUCCCCAGGGUGGCCAAGCCCCCGAGGGCCACAGGUCAGUCUCUGUCCUUCCUGGAGAAUUGAUCGACUCUGAGCUCUGUGAGCAACCAGACUGGCACCUUUGGGAGAGGCUCAUGAAGCAAGAAAGGGACCCUUCCUGCAGGGUCCACCUGAACAUACAGCCUCACCAAGAGUUCCAGAAGGUGCCCCAGGCACACAGCUGGCACAGUCCCACAUCUGAGUCUGAGUCUACGGAUGGAAGCUGCCAGGCCACACAGAAGACUGGGUCCAGGUACCCAGGAAGGACCGUGCCAGGAAAAAGACUGGGCAAGGAUUCAAGGUCCAGUGCAGGGAGGAUCUGGAAAGAUCUACACAGGGGCGCAACAGGCUCUCCAGAGAAGGCUCCAGGAAGAAAUCGUGAGGAGUCAGACACAGACUUGAAGCCCUCCACAAGCAGCACAGAAAAGAAGCGCCCAGAGAAGGACCUGAGAGCCCAUUUCAGGAAGUUGGGGCAGUUCAGAGAGGGUCAGAUGCCUUUGGAUGUUCAACCUUCCAGGCUCGCUGCCCACCACGCCUCGGACCUUCCCGGAAAGCCAAGCCCUCAUGGGAACCCUGGAAAGCCAGUGCUUUCCAAGUGUUGGGAAUCCUCCCAUGAUUUUUCCAUCCUCAGUCCAUAUGCUCAGCGGAUGCUAGAAGCACAUAUCAUAAGGCUCAGGGUGAAGCACCGGUGGGGCCUCCCCCUCAAGGUUCUCAAGACUAUAAACCUCUUCAAGUUGAAGAAGGGCUUCCUCCUCUCCCAGUCCUUCCCACCCCGCUCAGCAACCUGCAUAUCCAAGGCUGGCUCAGGCACCAAGUUCUUGGGAAAUCCUCCUCAGCCCUAUCAAGGAGAGGUGAUGAAAGAGUCUUACCCCCCCUGGGGGGGGGCCCUCGGUGUUCCCCAGCCUACGUGUGAGGAAAUCCAGCAGGCUCUGGAAGGGUCCUCACCUGGGGGUGGCCCUCUGGCUGGACAGGGGGCCAGUCCACCUUCUCGGACCUCCAUAUACGGCUUUGUGGGUAGAAUCUGGCACAGUGAAACUCCCUCUAGGACUCUUAUGAACAGCAACUUGGAGUCAAGUCCAAGUCCAGCAAUGGCCACAAAGGAGCCAAGGAGGGUCAAUGGGGGUCAGGUCUCACGGGAUGUGACCGUGCUAGAGCUGAACUUAGAGGCCCAGGAUUUGAGUGCCAAAGAGCCCGGGGAGGUGGGAGAGGUCAAGGAGACCCCUGCCUGGGGAGUCACCUUAGAACCCCGUGUGCUGGCCAACAACCAAGGCCUCCGUGGCAAGGGGAGAAGAUCAGGGUCUUCAGGGAAAAGUGACAGCCCCCUGCAACAUACACAGUUGGUCGCCCGAGACCCCAAAGAGCUAUGCCUUGAGGCAUGGCACAGGAGAUCAGAGCCCCGGAAGUUGAUGGAGUCAGAGAACCAGCCUUGUGAUCCCACCCCCACCAUGUUCCUCCAAGACUGUGAAACUGGGGUCCUCCUUCAAGACUGUGCGACUGAGCGUCUCCUUCAAGACUGUCAGUCCAACAUGUUCAUCGCUGCCGACAUCUUGGCUUCUCAGGGAUCUCUGUCUGGCUUCCAGAGCGGGUCCAGUGAAGACACAUCUACUUCCCAGGUGGUGCAUGGCCAAAGAUCCCAUGGCCAGAGCCCCUACAGGCAGCCAGGACACCUGGGACUGCAGCACCAAUGUAAGAGCCCGAGCAGGUCACGGAUCACCCCCAAGGAGAGAGAGAGCUCCAGGAGGUCCCCCUCGAGAGCGCCUGCCAAAGAGCUGUCCGAACUGAAGCUCCUCCAGAUCAGUGAGGUGAAACACCCAGUCCAGAGCAAGGAGUCAGGAGAAGCCUCGGGAAGCAAGGCCUGUGAGAUCUUGCUGAAGAAGGAAGAGGCGCCGCCGGAAAGCUACUUCAGGAGAAGGAUGACGCACUUGUUCCAGUGGUUCUUUCCCAGUAGAGGCAGAGGACUGGAAGAUUCCCUUCAAAAGGGCAAGCCUUCAUCAUCCCAGGGCCGGAGACAAGUCAUGGGCAGGUCAGCCAUGGAGAGAGCUUCUGCCGAGGCUCAGGUGGUCGUGAGGGCUGUGGAGCGGAUCCUAGAGGAGAAAAUAUUGCCUUACCAGGGACUCAGGGUCCCGGAGGUCGGCCGGUGCAAAAAGGAUCUCCAGGCUUCGGCAGACCCCAAUGUCUCCUACCACAGGGUUCUCUCUUACCAAGAGCAGAGGAGAGUGAUGAGGGAGACAGCCAGUCCACAGGGCACCCCCAGGGGCCACAACUAUGCCAACAAGACCGAGUGGAUUGGGUGGCCCUUCCCCACCAGGGUGCCAGAGUGCCCAAGCAGACCCUGCCAGAACCGGUCCCUGGUGCCGGGCCCUUCAGGCCGCACCCUGCAGGCCCACUGCCCCAGGCACUGCCUCCUUCAAAGAGACAUUUCACCUGGCCAGCCACUGUGUGCUUCUCAUGCCUUUCCUGGCAGGACAAAUUUCCUCCAAGAAAAAACGCAAACGGUGCAGAGAAAAUAUUUUUUUUCUCACAUUAGCACAUCUUCUAUGGGCUAA